AUGCUCGGUGACAUGUGGAAGAAGCUGACAGAUGAAGAGCGAAAGCCAUUUUUCGAACAGUCAUACAAAAGCAGGGAAGAGCAUAAAGUGCUAAUGAACGAAAACCCGCAUUUGAUCUUCAAACCGGUUGUGGUUAAGAAAAAGAAGGAAGAGAUUGCCAAGGCUAAGCAGGAAGCUGCCGCCAAUGCCACAAAUAAUGCGAAUUCAGCUGCGCCAAGCCCAGCCUAUCACUCGACCCCUAGCUUCAACGGCUUUAAAGCCCCAUCUCUCCCGCAAAACGGGCACCACUAUCUUCCAAACAUUACGCCCGGGACGACAGUUGCUCAGGCACUAGGAGUGCGCGUGCCUGGCCACCAUCAGCACCAUCAGCAGCACCAUCAAGCUCCGGUACCCAACUACAAUCCGCAGCCCCAAGCUCCGCAAUACCAUCAACUUCAACCCCCACAACCGAAACAACCAUCCCUCCACCACUGUCUAGAACAAUACUACACAUCGCUUUGUCAGCCAGCUUUUCCUCAAUCCGGAGAUAUCCCACCCGGCCAGCAUACCUCCAAUUUCCUCUGGGAUCAAUGCCAACAAGUCAGCAUGCAAACCGGCCACUAUCUA
Messenger RNA from Mesorhabditis spiculigera, 606 nucleotides. The record is from the annotation of a GenBank genome assembly. Lineage: Eukaryota; Metazoa; Nematoda; Chromadorea; Rhabditida; Rhabditidae.